AUGUCGAAAUCUGGAGCUCAAAGCACAACCCCGACGGAGCGAAACAACGGGCAUAUCCCGAAAUCGCAAGAAGUAUCAAGUGGGUGGUUCAUUGACGAUGAUGAGCGGUUUCCAUCACAAAGCUCGAGGGCAAGCAGUUUGGCUCAGCAGCAAACUGUGAAAAACGAAAGUGCCGUGGAGGCUGAAGCUAGUAGGCCUGGAAUAACGGCGAUUGGAUCAUCAUGGUGCCGACCGUUGAAAAAGCCGCAGUCUCUGUCCAACGUAGCUACAGCAUUGGCAUCAAAUGGAUUCCCAAGCUUAUCGAGCGAAACGAAGCCAAACAUUGGUAUUUUACCAUCCGGCUCUGCUUGGUCCAAAAAGAGUCGUACUGUCUUUGAAGUUAGUGCUUUUGGUAAUUUUAAAUUUUCCUUUGGUAUGUUUGAAAUUAAUAUGUACAGUUGGGAAAUGUUCAAUUCAUCCAGUCGUUUGUUUGUUCGGGACGGCAAGGAUGCAGAGAACAUGCUCCUUUUUGGUCUGCUAAGAGACGUCAAAAUCGUCCCAAAAUAA
Messenger RNA from Gongylonema pulchrum, 546 nucleotides. Lineage: Eukaryota; Metazoa; Nematoda; Chromadorea; Rhabditida; Gongylonematidae. The record is from the annotation of a GenBank genome assembly.